This is a messenger RNA of Prorocentrum cordatum, 1899 nucleotides long. The record is from the annotation of a GenBank genome assembly. Lineage: Eukaryota; Dinophyceae; Prorocentrales; Prorocentraceae.
CCCCCCCCUUCUCGUCGGAAGGCGCUCAAGGCGCAUCACAACGCCGCAACAGGAGGGAAGAGGCGAGAGGAGGCAAAUCAAAGAGGGGAGCAGGUGAGAUGGCCUGCGGACGGCCGAAAGCCAGAUAAGUGGUCUGGUCCAGGGCAGGGGCCAGCGAGAUUGCACGAUAUUCGCAUGCCCGACCUACGGCCCGUGCCUGCAGUAACGCCUCAGUGCAACCCGCGUCCCGACCAACAGACCUGAACACCACCCUCAAAUCCCUCCGCCCAUCUAUCAUGGACGUGUGUGACAGCACAACACGUCGACCACGCGAGACACUCGCUGAUCAGGACAGGGAAGGAGUGGGCAACACGGCGUCUGGGACACACAUGCUGCAUGCUCACGACUACAUCCUGCAAAGCUAGGAAGGAGGAAAGGCUAGGAACACAUCUCCUAGGCAGUACAGUGGGUGAAGAAGGGUAGUUAUCGUCGCACCCACGCGAGGCACCGACGCGAUUGUCAUCGCGCUAUGCCGAGGGGGAGAAACGUGGCAGGGCCAUCUGCUGAUCAGUCGAGCCUCCUUCUCCUAAGGAGGGGGCUCCGGACAGACCAGUCUUGCGAUUCCCGGGAGGCCGCGAUACUCGCAGCCAGAACCGCAUCAGGAUCGGCCUGGGUGCGCGUGGGUGGCGGGGUAGUGGGCAGAGGCCCCGGCUGCACCCACCUACGCACGUGCCGAGCAAACAGAUCAUCAUUCACUAUGGCAGCAAUGCGAGCAGCUGAUGAUGUGGGCUCGCAGCGAACAAUAGGAGGUGAAACUACUGGGAUUCGCUGCGCACGGACCCAUUUCCACUGCGAGCCGAAUCUUUGAACGGGCGGGCGGCUGGAGGGCAACAAAAUCAUACGCUCACGGAAAACUACAUUGCUCCGGGCGCCAGCCAUCUGCUCCGGGCUCGGCUGCUCACGAGCGCGACCGGCCGUCGCAGCAGCAAACUCCGGAGAGGAUGGAGAGAGGAGGGAGGAGGAGGGAGGAGGAGGAGGAGGAGGAGGAGGAGGAGGAGGAUCUUGAUGUCCGAGCCGUGCGCCUCCCUGGCAGGAAGCGCGCCCGGGGCAGGGCGGGACGGCGGCGCGCCCGCGGACCUCUCCCGGCAUCCCCUCCGGACUGGCAGCGUGUCUGCCCCCCCCCCGGGCUCGGCGGCGCGCCCAUGACAGGGAAGGCGCAGAAGGCGAGACGUAGCCUGGCAGCGGGUCUGCCCUCCAGGCUAGGCAUUCAACGUGGUGAGAACACAAGAGGGCCAGACUUUGCAGGCACCAAGAAGGGCGAGGAGGAGGAAAGGAGGGAGGAAAUCAAGCUCCAUCAGGAUUUGGAGUACGAGUCAACGUGCGAGUGGCGCACUGCACUUUCGACUGGCACAGUUGCACGGCCAGCCUUGCCCAUCGGUCCGAAGGAGUAGGCAGAAGCAUGAAGCAGGAAGGCGUUGAAGACGUAGAUUGGGUUCGGUCCGCCUCCCGGGGAGGACGGAAAAGGUUAAGCCACUCGAUCACUGAAGUAGGAAGGCGCUUAAAGUAGAUUGGAAUCUGGGAAUCCAAUCAUACCUACUUUCAACGGCCGAUGGGUAAACUAGGGAUGUUUGUGGCGGCUAAAACCGCCUUGCCAAAGUGUCCCGCGACGCGGGUCGUUCGGCCGACGGCGCCAGGGAGCCGAGCUCCGCCAGAGAAUGCACGCGCAAACGCAAACACCUGCAAUUAUGUCGGGCCCCAGCGGGCGCUACCCUUAGGUCGGGCAUGUUCCCCUACAGGGGGAUUGUGGACGAAGAAUAAAGAAUAGCAAUAGUCAAGACAUGCCCCAAAAUGAUUCAAAACAUGAUGGACCCACGAACCCGGAAAGGGAUAAAGACAUGUGCAGCAUGGUCACGUUUUCAC